AGCAAAAACAUCAUACCAUGUCGCGUGUCCAGGAGGAGCUCAGCACACAGGACAUGCUCCGCGGGUACGUGGAGAUCCACCACCUCGGCCUCUGCCACGUCAAGUCCAUGGCGUUCUGGUGCGCGAUUCAGCUCGGCAUCCCUAGCGCCAUCCACCGCCGUGGCGGGGCGGCGACACUCUCGGACCUCGUCACCGAGACCGGCGUCGACCCGUCCAAGCUCCCGUAUCUCCGGCGGCUCAUGCGCGUGCUCACCGUCUCCGGCAUCUUCGCCGCGGAUCAGCCCGCGUCGCCCGUCGACUACGAGAGCGAGACCAUCUACAUGCUCACUCCGGCGUCCCGCCUUCUCGCCGACGGCGGGGCCUCGACUACCUCAUGCGACAUUUCCCCGAUGGUGCGCCUCCUGGUGCGCCCCACCACGACGGUCUCCACCUACUUCAACCUUGAAGAGUGGCUCAAAGAUGACGGCACCGCGUCGCUCUUCGAGGUGGUGCAUGGCAUGACCCCAUGGAUGAUGACCAAGAACGAUGUCGCGUACAACAAAGUCUUGAACGAAGCAUGCGCCGCAGAUAGCAAUUUCGCCAUGGAUACCAUUCUAAAAGAUCCCGGUCUUGCAAGUAUCUUCAGUGGGCUCAGCUCACUGGUCGACGUCGGCGGUGGGCACGGCGCAGCCGCGGUGGCCAUCGCUAGGGCCUUUCCGCACAUCCAGUGCAGCGUGCUGGACCUUGAACAAGUGGUCAGCGAGGCACCUGCUGAUGGCACGGUGCAGUUCAUCUCUGGUGACAUGUUUGAGUCUGUCCCUCCUGCUGAUGGUGUCUUACUUAAGUUUGUUUUGCAUUGUUGGGACGACGAUAGCAGUGUUAAGAUACUUCGGCAGUGCAAGAAAGCAAUUUCUGCGAGAGACGCUGGAGGAAAAGUGAUAAUCAUGAAUAUGGUGGUUGGGUAUGAGACACCGGACAAAAUUGCCAAAGAGGCACAGGUGUUGUGGGAUAUGUUUAUGAUGCGACAUGUUGGGGUUGAGCGAGAGGAGCACGAAUGGAAAAGGAUUUUCUUAGAAGCUGGAUUCAGUGAUUAUAAAAUUACGCCGACAUUGGGUUUUCAAUCGAUCAUCGAGGUUUUCCCAUGAAAUACCUUCGUGAAAACCUCUCCAUACAUUUGAAAAGUUAAUAAGAAAGAUUUGCAUGAUGUGUUUGGUUGCAUAUGGUCAAAUGUGGAGAUAUAUAAUUCGCAAAAAUAAUGUGGAGAUAUAAGAAUAUGAAAGAUAUAAAUAUCUUUUAUUCUACUUCCAUCUAAGCAAGUUGUUUCAUCCCAAGUUUGUUCCUUGUAAGCAACCGUAUGGAGACAUAUUUGUAUUAAGUCAAUAAAAUCUACGAGGGCCUCUUGAAUAAAUCUCUGUGUUCCAUUU
Setaria italica (foxtail millet) is the source of this 1403-nucleotide messenger RNA. Its product is annotated as acetylserotonin O-methyltransferase 3. The coding region runs from base 18 to 1124 and encodes 368 amino acids. Gene Ontology annotation, biological process: methylation. NCBI's taxonomy places the organism in Eukaryota, Viridiplantae, Streptophyta, Magnoliopsida, Poales, Poaceae. The record is from RefSeq and is a predicted model, not a curated record. The transcript is spliced from 2 exons. Gene Ontology annotation, molecular function: protein dimerization activity; O-methyltransferase activity; S-adenosylmethionine-dependent methyltransferase activity.